This is a messenger RNA of Parastagonospora nodorum SN15, 396 nucleotides long. RefSeq lists its product as hypothetical. Lineage: Eukaryota; Fungi; Ascomycota; Dothideomycetes; Pleosporales; Phaeosphaeriaceae. Bases 1 to 396 code for a protein of 131 amino acids. The record is from RefSeq and is a predicted model, not a curated record. The transcript is spliced from 3 exons.
AUGUCACAUCUGCUGUGCCACAUGCCAGGGAUUGCACCUCAUUGUGCUGCCCCCAUUACAGAUGAGCUGGUCGGCUAUCCGGACACCACCGCCGACCCGACACUUCCAUAUGUGCUCGUGCAUUCUCACUCGCAGAAAAAUCUCGACAGAACAGGCGAGAUUGCGCAACAGGCCAGAACAGAGUUCAUGAGCGCUACCUACGCUCAGAUACAUGUAUUCUUGCAAAGGAUAUGUGAGGAUAAGGAGACCGCACGCCGCAUUCCUUCGAGUUUCUUCAUGGUCCUCGACGAUAAGUCGAAAGAAGAUCGCCACGUGGUGCUCAUUUUAUACAUGUCAAAGCCGGGGGAUGAAGGAGACGAGUUCUUGCAGAACACGACACGAGAGAAUCUGGACUAG